AUGAAAUUAGUUGAAAUCAAUAGACCUGAUCACACUGAUCAAGCCACAAUCGAUUCAAUCAUGGCACUAUGUAAAAGGAUGGGAAAAGCACCUGUGAAGUGUUUAUACACACCAGGAAUGAAUGAAAGAAGAGAAGCCACAAUCAAAGAGAUAGAUACAGCUAUGAAAUUAGGAGCAGGUUAUCCAAUGGGACCAUUCGAAUUAUCAGAUUAUGUUGGACUUGAUACCAUCCAACAAAUCUUAGAUGGUUGGCGUGAAACUGAUGAAGAACAAAUCAACCAAGAAAUUUUAAAACCUUUGAAAAGUUUAAAUGAUUUAGUUUUGCAAGGUACACUUGGUAGAAAAAUCGAUGAAGGGUUUAAAAAGUAUUGA
This is a messenger RNA of Melampsora larici-populina 98AG31, 372 nucleotides long. RefSeq lists its product as uncharacterized. Gene Ontology annotation, cellular component: mitochondrion. NCBI's taxonomy places the organism in Eukaryota, Fungi, Basidiomycota, Pucciniomycetes, Pucciniales, Melampsoraceae. Gene Ontology annotation, molecular function: (3S)-3-hydroxyacyl-CoA dehydrogenase (NAD+) activity; NAD+ binding. The record is from RefSeq and is a predicted model, not a curated record. The coding region runs from base 1 to 372 and encodes 123 amino acids. Gene Ontology annotation, biological process: fatty acid beta-oxidation. The transcript is spliced from 2 exons.